UGUUUUUAUUUGAACAGAUGUUACAACAUCUGUUAUGAUUUAGUACUCGUAUUAGUCGCUAAAAUCAUCCCUAGCAAAAUUGAAGUAGAAUACUACUUUAUCAGUCUCCCACAUCAAAACUACGAUGUGGCAAUUGAUUAAUAGAUACGGCGUAGACCAUUGAUAUUCCAUGUAUAAGACUAUUGUUAUAAAAUAAAUAUCAGUUUUAAGGGAAUAAGGUUAGAACAGCUGUAGCAACAGAGUAUUUGACGUGUCAGUGCAGUUGCAAAUGGCGGGCACCAAUGGUGACAUUUCCUUAGUAGGGAAGAAAAUCGAAAAAUUAACGGUAUCUAAGGAAGAAUCAACGAAGGAUGAGAAUGAUAAAGAGAAGAAAAAGAAGUCGGAAUCCCAUUUUUGGGGAUUCGAGACUCGAGAAUUGUAUAAAAUCGCGAUUAAUUUUUAUAAAGAAAAAGAGGGUAAAGCGGUUCACCUGUCUUAUGAAGACAAAUUAAAAUUGGUGGCUUUUACUCAACAAGUAACACAUGGCAAGUGCACAGCUGAAAAUGCACCGCCUUUGGGUGUGUUGGAUGUAAUUGGAAAGGAUAGGCGUUUAGCAUGGCACAAUUUAGGAGAUAUAUCUAAGGAACAGGCAAUGGAAGGAUUUAUAGUUUUAUUGGAUAAGUUAUGUCCAUUGUUUAGAACAGUUGUGGAAGCACAAAGAAGGGACAAUGAAGAAAAAUUACGGCUAAAGAAGGAAGAAGAGGCAAGAAAAUUAGAAGAAGAAAGGAGAUUGAAAGAAUUAGACGAACAAAAAAAGAAAGAAGAAGAAGCUAGAUUAAAAGAAGAGAUUCAAAGGAGACAAAUUCAAGAUGCCUUAAACCAACAAACGUAUUAUCAAUUUAAAGUAUAUGCAGAACAACAGUACCCUGGUAACCCAGAACAGCAAGGUGUAUUAAUAAGGCAGUUACAGGAGCAACAUUAUCAUCAGUAUAUGCAACAAUUGCGUCAGAAUCAAUUAGUAAUUGAAGAUCAAAGCCCAGAUACGAAUAAAGUAACAGCAGAAAUUGAGGAAACAAAGGAGCACAAAGAAACGAGUGAAACAGCUCCCUUAAAUGAUGAAGAUUCAGAUGAGCUACCAGAGGAUUUUCCACCUAUAGUUCCUGCAGAAAUGUGGACAAGAAAAGGUGUGGAGGAAUUCAAAGAAACUAUCAGGAGAGAAGCCGGUGAUGCUGUUAUUAAAGUUGGACAUGGAGAAAUUGUAACUGUAAGAGUGCCAACCCACGAAGAUGGUUCCUGCUUGUUUUGGGAAUUUGCAACUGAUGGUUAUGACAUUGGUUUUGGAGUAUAUUUUGAAUGGUCAAAACCAGAAACAAAUCAAGUAUCGGUACAUAUAAGUGAAUCUGAGGAUGAAGAUGAGGAAGAUGACGAUUAUGAUUCUAAAGAAGAUUUGGAAAGUGGAGUAUCCACUGGUACCAUUCAGUCUGACUACAAACCAUUGCCACCACCUAUAAGCGUGAUUGUACCUGUAUAUAGGAGAGAUUCGCAAGAAGAAAUCUAUGCAGGGAGUCAUAGAUAUCCAGGACAGGGAGUGUAUCUUCUUAAGUUUGAUAAUUCGUAUUCAUUGUGGCGAAGUAAAACGCUUUAUUAUCGAGUCUAUUACACACAAAACGGCGUCGUGUAAAAUUAGCUUUGUCGAAAGUCACUGCGAUUUGCUGACCGUACAAUCGUUGUAAACUAGCCCACCACGAUGGUCUGCCGGAUACUGCUAGUCCAACUAAACGAAGAGUCCUAUAUCUAAUUUUCUGUUCAUAUAAAGUCGAGUGUUCGCAAGAAAAAAAAAUAUACUUAUUAUUAUAGUUAUGUAAAGACACUUUAUUGUUUAAUAUGGCAAGCAAAGUGGGCACAAGUAAAAAGAAGAAGGUUCCUAUUACUCCCCUUCCUGUGAAUGUUUAUAAACGAGCGAAACAAAAGUAUAUACAAGGUCGAUAACAACAGUACAUACGCAUCGAAGAAGUUCUUUGUAUCCGAUAUAUUAGUGUCGUAUUCGAUUAUAUAUUAUGCCAGUAAUGUAUCGGUGACUCUAUGCAUAAUAUUGUUUUCCCUGGUCAGAUUUUAGUCUGUCUUUGUUAUUAUCUCACUCAUGUCUGUGUCUUAUACUUUUAUUGAUACUGUCUCAAGUUUUAGAAAAA
Messenger RNA from Osmia lignaria (orchard mason bee), 2168 nucleotides. Its product is annotated as Golgi resident protein GCP60. Gene Ontology annotation, molecular function: fatty-acyl-CoA binding. NCBI's taxonomy places the organism in Eukaryota, Metazoa, Arthropoda, Insecta, Hymenoptera, Megachilidae. The record is from RefSeq and is a predicted model, not a curated record. Gene Ontology annotation, cellular component: Golgi membrane.